Polyodon spathula (Mississippi paddlefish) is the source of this 1411-nucleotide messenger RNA. RefSeq lists its product as uncharacterized. The transcript is spliced from 2 exons. The record is from RefSeq and is a predicted model, not a curated record. Bases 202 to 456 code for a protein of 84 amino acids. Lineage: Eukaryota; Metazoa; Chordata; Actinopteri; Acipenseriformes; Polyodontidae.
UCUCUGUCAUUCCCAAAUACACACAGCUUUCGAAUGCAUUAGCCUCUUUCCUUUCAAGAGAAGCAAAACGUUUGAAUGUGAGCUUUUUAUGAGUAUUUAACGGUGAAAGAAGUCAAAUGAACUGGUUGGGAAGAGCGUUUGCCGUUUCCUGUUGCUAAUAAUUUGAGUGUGUUAGAUAUUGCACUAACCUAGAAGAACGACAUGGAUCUUUCAUUUAUGGCUGCGCAGAUUCCUGUAAUAGGAGGAGCGUUUAUGGAUUCUCCCAAUGAUGAUUACAGUGCGGAUCACUCUUUGUUUAAUUCCUCAGCCAGCGUCCAUGCAGCAGCUCUCACAGCCCAGAACCAACAGGAAGAUUCGCAGCCCGUCUCCAGUGAUGCUAUCUGGUUAUGGAUUGCAAUCAUCGCUACCAUUGGAAAUAUUGUUGUUGUAGGGGUAGUGUACGCCUUUACAUUUUAAAUACAAGAACACAGAGUGUCCACCUGUGGAUAAGCUGGAAUAGCAACCCAAUCAGAACUUUAACUGAGAAGGACAUUACCAAUUACGCCAAAACACUAUUAAAAGAGCAAUGAUGCUGGCAGGCCAUAUUUGCGUGUAUGACAUGUAUUACACAUUGUAUCACUUUACAGGUGUUCCUUGUACUGCAAUGCUAUAGUUAUGACUACAAGUCUGAGGAAAAGAGGUGAAUUUGGGAUUUAAUUUAAAAAAAUAUAUACAUUUUAACAUCCCAAAGAAGUUGAUGGAAAUUAAAUAUUUGUGUUCCCCCAAAAAUGAGUAAAAUGAAUAAUGUGAACUACUUGAAUAAAUCAAUGCAGUUUGUGACAUUCUGGCUUUUUUUUUUUUUUUUUUUGGCACUGUCGAUAAUAAAUUGCAGUUGUUCAAGAUGGAAAUGGCAGCAGUCAGUACUGCAAUAGUGGUAGCUGCUGUAUAUAUUUCAUAAAAAUAUAAGGUCAUUGUUCCAUUAAUUCCAUUCUUAUAAAAAUAAGAUGCCCUUACAGUAUUAUUGACACCUAUCUUUGCUAGUCACAAUUUAAUUUGAUUACCUGUUUGCAAUAAUGUUUUAAUUAAGUGUAGUUUAGGGCAUAGGGCGUCUGCUAAGAAAUAAAUAAUAAUAAAAAAUAAUAAUAAACAGAGGAGUAUCUUUCAGCUUUGUGUUUGCCGAGUGUAACCUGCUCAUACUCUCAUGUGUAAAAUCUGUUGAACAGACCCCUGGGUGUUUUCAUCACUCUGUAAAACACAGAUUUAUUCAUCCUUACUUUAAAACUAGACCAAGCACUUGACACAGUGUACUGCCCUGCAGUGCUGGCCACAUCAUUAUCCUCCAACCAGCAUUGACAGCAUUUGUAAAAAGAAAAUAUUUCAAUUGGUUUGCUUAAAUGAUUAAAUUAUCAUUAUCAUUACAUUUAAAAAAAAA